Molecule: messenger RNA, 4395 nt
Organism: Choloepus didactylus (southern two-toed sloth)
Lineage: Eukaryota; Metazoa; Chordata; Mammalia; Pilosa; Megalonychidae
Gene: HUS1
Product: HUS1 checkpoint clamp component
Exons: 8
Coding region: 261-1103 (280 amino acids)
Biological process (GO): mitotic DNA replication checkpoint signaling; nucleotide-excision repair; double-strand break repair via homologous recombination
Cellular component (GO): nucleolus; checkpoint clamp complex; site of double-strand break
Source: RefSeq, a predicted model, not a curated record
GUCCCCUCCACUGGUCCAGCCCGAACUCCAGGAGACCGGAGGUGCUGCUCACGUAUUGUACAGGGAGAAAAAGUAUGUACAAUGUUAAAUCUUAACGGGUCCGAGGACGAAGCAAGAGCGGCAGAACCCUUACAGGGGCCGGGCGUACUGAGCCAGCGGAACCAAGGUGCGCGGCCGCAUUUCCGGCCGGGGGACGCGUAGGGAGGGACGCGUGUCCGCAGCUAACGGACGUCGCCGCGGCGCGGGCCGCCACUGCGGCCAUGAAGUUUCGGGCCAAGAUCGUGGACGGGGCCUGUCUCAACCACUUCACGCGAGUCAGUAACAUGAUAUCGAAACUUGCCAAAACCUGUACCCUCCGCAUCAGCCCGGAUAAGCUGAACUUCAUCCUUUCAGACAGGGUGGCUAACGGAGGGGUGAGCAUGUGGUGUGAACUGGAACAGGAGAACUACUUCAGUGAAUUUCAAAUGGAAGGUGUCUCUGCGGAAAACAAUGAGAUUUAUUUAGAGCUGACAUCGGAAAACUUAUCUCGAGCCUUGAAAACGGCCCAGAAUGCCAGAACUUUGAAAAUCAAGCUGACCAAUAAACACUUUCCCUGCCUCACAGUCUCUGUGGAACUGCUAUCUCUAUCAAGCACUAGUCGCAUUGUAACACAUGAUAUCCCCAUAAAGGUUAUUCCAAGAAAACUGUGGAAGGAUUUACAAGAACCUACAAUCCCAGACUCUGAUGUUAGUAUUUAUUUACCAGUGUUGAAGACUAUGAAGAGUGUUGUGGAAAAAAUGAAAAACAUCAGCAAUAACCUUAUUAUUGAAGCAAACCUUAAUGGAGAACUGAACCUGAAAAUAGAAACUGAAUUAGUGUGUGUUACAACUCAUUUUAAAGAUCUCGGAAAUCCUCCAUUGGCCUCUGAAAAUGCCUCUCAAGAUAGAAACCCAGAACAAAUGGCUGAGGUGCAGAUAGAUAUUAGGAAGCUCUUACAGUUUCUUGCUGGACAGCAAGUAAAUCCUACAAAGGCCUUGUGCAAUAUUGUAAGUAACAGGAUUGUCCAUUUUGAUUUGCUUCAUGAAGAUGUUUCCCUCCAGUAUUUCAUUCCAGCAUUGUCAUAGCACCACCUUACCAGAUUUGGAAGCUCAAAGACCUUGGUGUUGUAGUGGGAAGAGACAAAAGGUUCAUGUAUUCUGAGUUAUUUGUCUAUUUCCUCUGAGUAGCACAAAUCAUACACACUUUACUUAUUUCUUCCCUUGUAUAGUUUAACUAGAAAUUGAAUUACUGGUUGGAUCAACAAUAUUACUCCUUUUUUCUCAUGUCUGUUGUGUUUGCUUUUAAGACAUGGAAAAAAAUCUAGACUUCAAAUUUCAUUUUCUUGUUGGUGAAGUUGUGCAAUCUCAUAUAUUUAGAACUGGCAAGGUAAUCAGAAUCUGUAAGAGUCUGUGAAGUGUGGUACAGCAACCAAACACAUUGUAGCAGAUGGUUUUGUUUCUGACAGUGUAUCCCCUCCCCUUGUCCUGAUCCCAUGACAAGGAUGGCCCUGCCCAUGGACACAUUUCCUGAGUCCUGGAACUCUGUCCUUCUCCUCCUCUGUUUCACCCUGGGACCAGCUUUGGUCUUAGGUUAUAAUUCCUUAUAAUUCUUGUUUUCAUUCUGGAAAAAUUUGUAAGUGUCAUUCUGGAAAAAUUUGUAAGUGUCAUUCUGGAAAAAAUAGCAACACUUUUUUUUUUUUUUUAGAAGCACCACUUAGCAUAGAAAAAAAACAGAACUUCUAAGCUGGCAUCUGCAUUAAUGAUUGAAGCCCAUACUUUCUAUUUAUUCAUGAAAGCUGGUUUCAGGUACUGAUAAAUAUGCUUUCUCUUCUCCCUCCAGCAUGUUCUGCCUUAUUUCCUCUUGUCGUUACUCUAUGUUUCCUGCUAGAGGUGGGGCCUUAUAAAUGUUAUUUUAGCUUCUCAUACAAAGUCAUGACUUAAAAGGAAGCAGUUGCUUGGGAUAGAUGCAGAAAUGCGGAAUCAGCAAAAAUGGAAAAUUUCUUCUAUGGCUUGCUUAUUAUGGUAAAACCAGUGACUCUUCCAAUGUUUAAUGUUAGUUUAAAUGGGUAUAGUAUUUCAUUAACAUUUUUAAAUGAAAGGAUAUAGUUUUAUUUAAAGCCUCUAUCCCCUCUUUGACUUGUCACAAAAUUUUUUCCAGCUGCACAUGUAACACUUACAAAUCAUGAUGCAAAAUGAAACAGCAUCUGAAAAUAGUUUUAUAAAAUUCAUAUUUCCUGUUAAACCCAUUAGAGAUUUACCAAUCUGGAAAAUUGAUUAUUUCUGAUUAUUUAAAUGAUUUUGGAUGUAUACAGAAGAUAAUAUAGUGGUUUUCCUGUAAGUUAACAGUAAGGCAGCAUAUUUCCUCAUCUGCAUUACACAAUGUACCCUUUGGUUUCUUUCCUCAGGAAUUGAGCAUGCAUAUUUCUGCUUCCAUUAUUGGAAUGUCAGAUAUUAAGGGGUGUUCCUAGAAGGAUACCCUUGGACAAGGCCUGUAUGGAUGAGAAUAUCACAGAUGUCAGAUUAUGCAGUGCUGCUGCUUUAUUUUGCAGAUUAGAUUAAGUAAUUUGCCCAGGGUAAACAUAGUGGCAGGGGUGGGAAUAGAACCCGGGAAUUCUGACUCUAAUAUACAACCCUUUCCCUCACACUUCUAUGUGCUGAGUGACCCUAAUUAAUCUUUUGAGUGAGGAAUGAAUAAUAGAUUUCAAAGUUGACAUUCACCAAUCAUUUUAUGAGUUAGGAAGGAGUAUCUUAGUUUUUAAAUCUGCUUUGGUAAAGUAGACUUAAAUGCAAUUUUUAAAAUGUCAUGAAUCCAAAUGUAAUUUCCCCUUUACAUUCUUUAUAGAAUAUGUCAUCAGUUAAGACCUGAUUUUGAUGAUUUUAUGGCACUCUCAAGAUUUCUCUGUGAGUGGAGUGUGGCUAGUUAAGAGAGUCUUUUCUGGGAAUAAGGACCCUGGGAUCUAUUUCUAACUGGUCACCAACUUGCCCAUGUGUGUCAACAGGUCCUCUCCCUCUCUGCAUCUCAAAUAUCUGUGAGGAUGAUUCUUAACCUCCCACAGUAGAGGGAGCAAAUAGAAAACUCCAGACUUAGGAAAUGUACAGUGUACUUUUAUUGACCAAUUUACCAAAGUAAAAUUUUAUUAGGUCAAAGAGUAGCAAUUUAUUCCAUGUAAAGGAACAGAUACAAUUUGGAAAACUCAUUUCAAGGGUAACAUUCUCAGUGUUUAGAUUUCUGUUAAAUAUCUUUGUAUAUUUUAGAGAAAACUCCCGUCGGCUGUGAUCAUGUAAGAGUCUGUUCCAUAGAGGUGUGCCCUCCUACAUGCCAGGGCAGACAGAAUAACACAGUGGCCAGCCCUGGCUCAUGCCUGGUGCCUGUGUGUUUCUUUGUUAAUCACGUCUCUGGCUGAGCUUUGGAAUCAGUCCUGGGUUGAGGAGGGAGGAUUAAGAAUUCCCAAUCCAGCAGCACAGUGGCCUUGUCAUCCUCCUGCCCACCCUUCUUGGUCUAGCUAGAGACUGAUCACCUGCCAUUUUCCUCCAGCCUGGCACAAAGGGCCAUGUUCACACUGGUCUCGGGUGCCUGGAGUUUGGUCUCAACAUUAGUGUCUGGGGCUGGGAUUCUGGUACCUGCUGCCAGGCAGUGAAGACAUUUGAUGACAUCCAUGCCCUUGAUAUAGAUUACCAAAUUGGCAGAGCUUUGUUUUUGAAGAGAGGCAAUUCUGUACUUAAUGGCUUCUAAUAGAGGUAGUGUAAAGGGAAACUUGAGAGGCUUUGGAUUUUUAGAGCUUCUAAGUACAGUUGGUGAACUAGUAGAUAAGAAUCACUUUUUACAACUGGGAUUACCUCAAAAUGUAACCCACUUAAGCGUUGCUGGUGGGAGUGUAAAUUUAUGUAACUUUUCUGGAGUCCCGUUUUGUAUUACAUAUGGAUAACCUUAAAAAAUAUAUGUACCUUUUGACUUAGUACUUAUUCUUAUAGGAAGUUACAUUAAGAUAAUAAAGCUAUUCUGGCACUGUUAUACUGAAAAGCUGAAAUACCUAAACUGAAUUCUUAGGGGAUUGGUUAGGCAAUUUGUGGUUUGAUAUAAUAUUUCAUACUCUAAAAUUAACAUUACACACAAAAAAUGUACUGGUAUGAUAGAAUGUUUGUAAUUUACAGUUAAGUGGAAAAAAAGGUUAGACAAUGGUAUGUGCAGUCUGAUCUGAUUUGGUGGAACAGUAAUGUAUAUGUAUAUAUCUGAUAGAAAAGAGUUGGGAGGAUAGACACCAACAUUUAGCCUAGUUAUUUCUGGGUGGUUUUUAUUUUAACUUCUGUACAUUUAUGUAUUUUCUAAAAAUUUUAUAUAAACAGCUUUGUUAAAAAAAUAAAUUAUUUUUUUAAAGGA